GAUUGCCCAUUACUCUAAUAAAAAUAAAAAUAAAAACAAAAACAAUAAAAAGUAAAAAUAGGAAGUCCACAUUUUACUAGUGUGGAACCGCGGCGUAGUUGCAGUAUCAGACUCAGACUAUCAAGUCAGCAUAUUUCUUGGUUCAAUUUAUCCGAAUUCAUCUUCGAUUCCGCGCUCCGCGGCUAUGGCAUCGGUUUCGUGAUACGCGCCGUAUCAUUUCCCCCACCGCUGACAAUGGAGGCGUCCUUCGUAUCCAGAGCUCGGACAGCCAUCAAUUCCGCCGCAGCUAAAGCGGAGAAAGUCUUGACGGACAUUAAAAAAUCUGAUUCCAACGCGCAUCGCGAUUUGGAUAAACAAUCGCCUGUCGCGUCAACGGCGGAGUGUCCGAGGGAUGCGGAUGAGCCGAAGGUGCAGGAUUCCGAAGGAGCAAACAAUAAGAGAGUGCGGCCCCAGCCAAUAAAAACCAAGCAGGAUUGGCAUGAGAGAUUGAGGAAUUUAAGAUUAGGUAAAAAGGGGGCUGAGGAAUCUGGGAAGCCCGAUAAUUCAACAAAUACAAUGGCGUACGCAAUUUUUGAUGAUAAUUUAUAUCUGAUGCAUGAGAGAGGAUUCUCUCAUCCAAAUGAUUUAGAGGAGGAGCUGGAAAGUUCAAAGGCUGCAAAGGCAGAUAUCAUUCCAUCAUCAGCUAUCUUGAAACAGUUAGCUGUAGCUGUCGAGGCUGGAUCCGGAUAUAGCACCAUGAAGGAUCUCCUUGCCUCUUCCAAAAACUCUUCACCCAUCCGGGAGAAAGCUAGCAUGAGCAUUUCCGUGAUGAAGUCACUAGUUCUGCGUGAAAAGGACGAUAAGAUGAUACAAGAGUUUGGUUCUGACGACAAGGUUCUUGGACUGAUGAAUGCAUUGAUAAAUGCAGAAGGAGAAUUUACAGGUAGGACGGUCCCUGGUCUGGAGACGCAGAUAAAUUCCACUUCUCUGGUCAAGGAUAUCCAUGGUGCGCCUUUGGAAAGUUUUGUAGUCAAGCUGGCUGAAGCAAUUAGUUGCUUAAAAACCCUGCGGAAAAUGGCAUCAUAUUGGUCAAGGGUUGUUUCUGAAAUCAGAAGGCUUUGGUAUGAAGGGCAAUAUAUCCCAGGAAUUCCGCCAGGAGAUUUGCCUGACUUGAAUUCAUGUCUCUUAUAUCAGCAGUUACAGGUCAUCAACUGUUGCAUUUCCAGAAAAAGACGGCAUACUGCCGCACUUGAAUCACUGGAGUCUAUUACAGCUCAAGCAGAUGCUACGGGUUCUUCAGAUUCUGAGAGCAGACUUCCCCUCGAUCCUUGUUUUUAUGCCAAAACUAAGUCUGGAGAACUUGUGCUUAGAUUAGGAGCUGAUAAAAGAUGUGAGAACUUGACAAUGCUUGAAACUGGUGAACCUAUUUACUCACCUGUGAUGCAGGAACCUCCUUUGUUGACUGAAGACUUAAUCAAGGAGACAGAGGAGUUUGUGCUAAGGACAGGAAGUGUUGGCGCAGGAUGCUCCCAACUGCUUUCAGACAUGCAGGCCUUCAAGGCAGCAAAUCCAGGUUGCACAUUAGAAGAUUUUGUAAGAUGGCACUCUCCUCCUGAUUGGACAGAAGAUGACACUAGCAGUGAUUUGGAUGAUACCUCUGAGGGUAGUGAUUCUGUCAAAGGUCAACUUAGUAGGCGAAUGCAAAAAGAAGGCAAUUUAUGGCGUGAACUGUGGGAAACAUCAAAACCAGUGCCAGCUGUCAGACAAGCUCCUCUUUACGAUGAGGACCUGGCUGUGGAAGGAAUUCUGGACUUUCUGGAGGUUAUCUCACCUUCUGAGCUUUUGAAGCAGCUCUUCAUGGUUGUUUUGGGUGCAGGGCUAAUAAUCGCCGAGGCCAUGCUCUCGACAUAUCCAAAUUUGUCGAAUAUCUUCAACAACUGCAAGAACUACAUUGUUGUCACCUGUCAGAGCAGUACCUGGGUCGAGAAGCUUGACGAUAUAUGCCAGGUAUAUGAAACAGUGGAGACAAUGGUCCACAAUCAAGAUGAGACAAUAAACAUUUCACCUCAACAACAAGAAACCACCACCGCAGGCGAAGUGAGGAACCGCUUCAAGAAGCUUAGCCUAAUCUUCGGAGGCAAAUCGAAGGGUGCCCCCAAAGACUCCCCAAAGACGACUGAGGAAAACUCUGAUCGGCAGCCAUUCUCAAUAUUCUCGAAGAAGCCUCCGAAACCUAUCUUGUCUCCAUCGGAGAAACCGUCGGGUUCGGUUGAAAGUGAAUGGACGAUUGUAUAAGUGUGCAGUUGUAUUUUGCUCUACAAGGCAGCUCAAGGAAAUGUGCAAUAUUCAGUCACCUCAAGUUGUUUCAUCUAUAAUAGAGAGCAACUGAUUUCCUAGAGCUUUCUUGUGGAACCCAUCAACAUUAGAUAGCGUUAUACCUUUAUUUAAUUCUCAACCAUAUGGUUGUAAACAAUUGUGACAAAACCCAAAACAGAGUGAAGUUUUCAUUUGCUCAUUGUAAACAAGAAGAAAAAAAAAGAAGAAAAAACACAAAAAAGUGUAUUUUGAUAUA
Salvia miltiorrhiza (redroot sage) is the source of this 2551-nucleotide messenger RNA. RefSeq lists its product as uncharacterized. Bases 235 to 2274 code for a protein of 679 amino acids. The transcript is spliced from 14 exons. Gene Ontology annotation, molecular function: GTPase activator activity. Gene Ontology annotation, biological process: positive regulation of GTPase activity. The record is from RefSeq and is a predicted model, not a curated record. NCBI's taxonomy places the organism in Eukaryota, Viridiplantae, Streptophyta, Magnoliopsida, Lamiales, Lamiaceae.